Molecule: messenger RNA, 2094 nt
Organism: Bolinopsis microptera
Lineage: Eukaryota; Metazoa; Ctenophora; Tentaculata; Lobata; Bolinopsidae
Product: headcase protein-like
Exons: 8
Coding region: 1-1164 (387 amino acids)
Source: RefSeq, a predicted model, not a curated record
AUGGCAAGUGGUUCAGAGUCUAAAAGUGAAGUGAAUUCAAGCGCUAGUUUUUCUAGCAACAGUGACGAAGUUGAUGAUAUCUUUAUCACUUGUUGUGCCCCUAAUGGAUGCACUGUACCUUCACCUGUUAAUUUGCAUCAGUGCGUUAAGUUAACAUCGAGUAGUGACCAGUGCACCUGUUCACUGUUCAUGCACAGCGAGUGUUUUGAUCAGUUUGAAGAGUCAGUUCUCCAGUAUCUCAAGCUUUCUGGCAGAGCUCGGAGCUGGUCCGAAAAGCAGCGACGACAAAACAUAUGGACUAAAAGAGGAUACGAUCUAGCUUUCAAGGCUUGCUUAUGUAAAUGCAAGAAGGGCUACUUAAAGAAAGAUCUUGAUCAGGUUGAAGAGUUUGAUCCAGCUCCAGUCACAAAGUCCAAGAAAAAGAAACGUAAAUCAAACGAGAAACCAUUGCUGAUACUGAGCACUUCUCCUACCAACAGGAAUAGAACAAUCUCAGGCUGUUCAACUGGUAGCGAGGGUGGUGGGAUAUCCAAACUUUCAUCUCCUAAAGAGGCUGUCUUCUCCUUUUCAAGACGUUCAGACUACCACGCAUUCCUGGUGGCCCUACCUAAACAGAAGCUUAACCCGUACCACAUCAAAAUGGAAGAUGAGACUUAUGGUGGCAAUUAUGAUGAGAACAGGAACUUUGUGCUCUCCAAUCUAACCAGUCAUAAGGUUCACACAGUACACUGCUUACUUUGCCUUAGAUCUUUACCAGUCUACGAUAGAUACCCUCUUAUUGAUGGAACAUUCUUCCUCUCAGUCCACAAGUCCCACAAGAGCUCAAUAGAGAUUCAACAUAACGGUUACAAUAGAUACCUGUGUGCUGUGUGCGUGGGCUGCCUUCAUGGCUACUCUGCUAAGGUACACUGCAAGUUCUGCAAGGAGGAAUGGCAAGGAGACCUGUUCCAACUGGGGACCCUCUACAGUUUUGACAUUUUUGCCGCUAACCCCUGUUGUGCUAAGCGUACUCAGUGCAACACCUGCAGUGCAAACGUUCUAAAGGCCGGAGUAGAGGCCUCCUUUUCUUGGUUCGCUCAACAGCUCCAGUGCGAGGAUUGUGGCUCCCUCGACUACCACCUCAUCAAGCCCCAUCUGUCAGUCUUCAAGAUCAACACUGACUAGCUCUACAAUUAUCUAAACCGCCGGGAUGCCGCCACCCUAGAUUUAAUGAUUUGAACCGUGGAAAACUUAAUGUUCAUGGAACAACUAUAUUAUAUAUCGCAUGCGUUUUAAGAAUUAGUAUUGAUGUUUGAACAAAAGGACGUGAUUGAGUUGUAAGGAUGUUGUUUUUGAUACGUUGUUGGUUAAUCUAAUGGUCGUUGAAAUGACUGAUAACUGAUAAUAUCUUCAAGCGAUCCACCAGUCAUACUUUACAGAGACCAAGUAACGGUUUGAUGAACAUACCCUGUUAAUAAGGAUUGAACUGAUAAGGAUUAUACUGAUAAGAAUUGAACUGAUGAGGAUUAUACUGAAGAAUAAGUUUACGUCGUCAUGUUUUUUCUACUACUAAAGGUGCAGUUUACUUAUCAGACGACUUUUAUUAACUUAGUAUUUUAACUUUUCUCACGAGAACCUACUCGUGAUUACUCUAUUUAGUUUUAAAACCCUAGCCUAUAAUUAGCGUAUAAUUUUCUCUGGUCGGUUCUAAUUGGUGUUAAUCAAGAAUUGAUUGGUAAGAUUUUACAGGAUUAAGAGAACUUUUUAAAGCUAACUCAUAUUGUAAAACGUGUUCUAUCCCGAGUCAGCAAGAUACAUACACCUUGGUAGCCUGUGGUUUGGUUUGUUCAUAUCAUUAUCAUGGUCCUUAAAAGUGCAAAAUUUCAUAUGUGCGACUAUUUUAUAAUGAUUAAUGAUUAUCAAUUUGCAUAAAUCAAAUAUUUGAUAAACUUGAUCCUAAACAAAUUUCUGUGGCCUUAGCUAUACCACAAAUGCAUGGGUUGAUUGUUGGGGCUUGCCCUAACCGAAAGUUGAGUUACAUUUUCAAAUGAUGUGAACAAACCUAACAAAAAACAGGUUUCUGUGGUUAGUCAUUAUCAAUUGUAGUUCUUUUAC